Molecule: messenger RNA, 1707 nt
Organism: Aspergillus clavatus NRRL 1
Lineage: Eukaryota; Fungi; Ascomycota; Eurotiomycetes; Eurotiales; Aspergillaceae
Product: PP2C family serine/threonine-protein phosphatase
Exons: 2
Coding region: 1-1707 (568 amino acids)
Biological process (GO): protein dephosphorylation
Molecular function (GO): cation binding; protein serine/threonine phosphatase activity
Source: RefSeq, a predicted model, not a curated record
AUGAUUCGGGCUCCCACGAAGCGAGUCACUGUCCGAACAUGGACCUUGACCAACUAUUACGCUUUCAUUGCACUAUCGAAGCGUCAUCACAACACAGACUCGGCAGGCUCCGCCAUUGCUCGAACUAUCAAACGGCCAGAGUUCCACGACUACUUCGUCACACAUCUACCAUCCUCGUCCUUGCAUCCGGAUCCCAGAGGGCCUCUGAAUGCCUACAAUAAACUUCCUCGCUCGGAUUCGGUACCUCAUACAAGUGCGAUAUCACAUCCACCGACUUCCUUCCAAGCCCUGGUAGGCCGCGAAACCACCGUCGUCCGGAUCCCGCUACGCAGCGCGAAGCACCAUUUCGGCGUUGCCACGUCCCGGGGCACCCGAGCUUCAAAUGAAGAUACCCACCAGGCAGGUGUCCUUGACAUCCCGGCCUUUGCGAAGCGCCCUCCUGCCUCCCUUACCAUCAAGCGGGCUGUCGCGGCGUACCCCAAUGCUGCCCGGGAAAGUCGUGGUGCCGACAGCGCGAGCGGUGACCCGCAGGUUUUUUAUUUCGGCAUUUUUGAUGGCCAUGGAGGGACGGAAUGCAGCACGUUCUUGAAGGAUACGCUACAUGAGUACAUACAGGACACGGCAGCGGAGUUCGAGUUCCAGUCCAGCUUGAGCAAGGACCGUGAGGGGCAUUGUCUAGGACAGGACUCAGAAUUUCCACGUGGAAGUCUACCUCUCAUACAAGGCGGCAAUCGCAAACGAAUGGCGGAAAUGGAGAAGAAUCUGGUACAGAACUGGAGGCGACUCGUUGGGGGUUAUUUUAAGAGAUUUGUCCCGGCCCACUUCUCGUACUUAGGGAAUGGUGCGCAAGAACAAGAGCGUCCAUCGUGUGAUGGCAAAGACCAUGCAGGAGGCGUCACUAUCGAAGAAAUCCUCGAAUAUGCGUUUCUACGCGCGGAUCUGGAUUUCGUGUCUGCGCAAGCUGCCAAAGAAGAUGACGAGUUAGCAAAGGCUCAUCAACCUCAAUUCCAGGAUGACAUUCUCUACGGGCCGAAGCACACAGGAAAACUGAGCAUUGGCGGGUACAGGCGAUUUAAGGGAGGAAGCACGGCUAGUGUUGCGCUUAUCUCAACUCCCACUCCCACCCCGUUUUGGCACCCAUCCACCCCGUCGAGCCUGCUCGUAUCGCAUGUGGGUGACACGCGGAUGAUUUUAUGUUCUACCGAAACAGGUGAAGCCAUACCGCUCACCUCGAAUCAUCAUCCCUCUUCUCCCAUCGAAGCAAACCGGUUGAGACGAUACGCCGCCACCUUCGUAACCGAUUCAUUCGGCGAGGAGCGCAUGAGUGGUUUGGCCAAUACGCGUGCCUUUGGCGAUGUCCAGUCCAAGCGGAUCGGCGUAUCUGCCGAACCAGAGAUUCGACGCAUCGAAAUGGGUCCUGCGGAAUAUUCCUUCCUGGCUCUCAUGUCUGAUGGGAUCAGCGGCACCCUCUCCGACCAGGAGAUCGUCGAUAUCAUCAAGGAGGCCAAGACUCCCGAUGAAGGCGCUCGCAACGUGGUCAACUUUGCUACGGAGGUGACCAGAGAAGGAGACAAUGCCACUUGUCUCGUCGUCCGGCUCGGCGGCUGGGAGCGUCGACUAGAAGGAGGGCUUGGAAGUCUAGGAACGAAGGAGUCUCGGGAAUGGCGUCGACAGGAAGCGGUUGAUCCGCGCAGGUCACGGAGAUGA